This is a messenger RNA of Naegleria lovaniensis, 621 nucleotides long. RefSeq lists its product as uncharacterized. The record is from RefSeq and is a predicted model, not a curated record. The transcript is spliced from 4 exons. The coding region runs from base 1 to 621 and encodes 206 amino acids. NCBI's taxonomy places the organism in Eukaryota, Heterolobosea, Eutetramitea, Acrasida, Naegleriidae. Gene Ontology annotation, cellular component: lysosome; late endosome; phagocytic vesicle. Gene Ontology annotation, biological process: phagosome-lysosome fusion. Gene Ontology annotation, molecular function: GTP binding; GTPase activity.
AUGAGUUCAAGAAAAAAGGUGCUGUUGAAGGUGAUUAUCCUUGGUGAUUCUGGUGUUGGUAAAACCAGUCUUAUGAACCAAUAUGUAAACAAGAAAUUUAGUAAUCAAUACAAGGCCACCAUUGGUGCAGAUUUUCUUACCAAGGAAGUGAUGGUAGAUGAUCGCCUUGUUACUAUGCAAAUUUGGGAUACUGCUGGUCAAGAACGUUUUCAAUCUUUGGGAGUAGCUUUCUACAGAGGAGCAGAUUCAUGUGUGCUCGUUUUUGAUGCCACUGUUGCAAAGACAUUUGAGAACAUCAACUCAUGGAGAGAUGAAUUUUUAAUACAAGCUGGUCCACCAGAUCCAGAUAACUUCCCAUUUGUCGUUAUUGCUAACAAGAUUGACCUGGAACCACAACGUGUCGUUCCACAAAAGAGAGCUCUUGCUUGGUGUAAAGCCAAGGGUAACAUCCCUUACUUUGAAUGCUCAGCAAAGGAUGGUACAAAUGUGGAACAAGCUUUCCAAACCAUUGCAAGAAACGCUCUAGGAAAGGAAGAAGAUACACCUUUCAAUACUGGUACAGGUAUCACUGAGUUCCCUGACGAACCACAGCCAAAGAAAAAUGGAGGAUGUUGUGGAUAA